Messenger RNA from Aricia agestis (brown argus), 1569 nucleotides. RefSeq lists its product as uncharacterized. The transcript is spliced from 5 exons. The record is from RefSeq and is a predicted model, not a curated record. The coding region runs from base 204 to 1235 and encodes 343 amino acids. NCBI's taxonomy places the organism in Eukaryota, Metazoa, Arthropoda, Insecta, Lepidoptera, Lycaenidae.
GUUUUUCCUGUCUGCGAUUAAAAUAAUAUUUAAGUAUUAAAUCAUCAAAAUAACUAUAGGAUUUCGUAAAUGAAAUUGUAAUAUUAAUUCCAGUCUUCUAAUAAAUUACAUACUUACGUGUAAUGUAAAGCUACUAUUUUAAACAUUGCAAUAAAGCAAAAAGUUUUGAAGAGAUAAUUCUGUGCAUGUAAAUAAUAUAAACAAUGUGGAAGAAGAUCAAAAACAAACCAUAUUACAUGCACGUAACGAUUGAUACCAAAUACGAAGUGUUUGUUACUGACUUUGUAAAAAUAUGGUCAUGUUGCUUUCCCAAAGAAAAUUACGUGCAAUAUCUCAUGGAAUGUGAAUAUAACUAUGGUCUAGAAAUUGACAAUGAAGAACUACUGGAUAAGGGCACCAAGAUAUUACUAAACCCAGAGCAACUAUGCUGUGCAUCUUUUUAUGAACGAGAUCAGCAACCAUAUGGAGAUUUUUUAAUUAUUUGUUUAACAAUGGAUUUUGGAUUUGAAUUAAGUAUUGAACUUAAUCUUGAACUAGGAUCUCCGGAAUUGUAUUUUCUAAAAGUAAGUCAGCCUUUACUAAAAAUUGUUAGAGAUUUGAAAGAAAGUGAAAAUGAGCUGCGAAAACUGGUAGCAAUAAAAGAUGAAGAAAUAAUAGAAUAUAAAACACAAGGAGGAAAAAUAAAGUACACUGCAUUGCGACCAUACAAUGAUUCGGAGCAUAUGAGCAAACACCAAUGCUAUAACAAAUUCUUUGAAUCAAUCAGUGAUCCUCAAAAUGUGUUGAGCAAAACAAUUGACAAGUGUCCCCGACGGCCUGGAAGAGAAGAAGAGGAACCUGCGGAGAAUGUGUCAAUAAAAGUAGAACCAUCUUCUGCAGCCAGUUCUAGUCAAGCAAGCAAUUUAACCACGAAAGAAGAACCUACAGAUAAUACGACUAUAAAACAAGAACCAUCCUCAGUAGGUUCAAGUCAAGCAAUCAAUGUAACCACUAAAGAAGAACUUCUUUUAUGGUCGCAUAAUAUGACCAUAAAAGAAGAACCUUCUUCAGAAAUAGCUCCAAUUCAAGCAAAUUCAGUCACCAAUGAGGAACAUAUAGAUAGUAUACUGGUUAAAGUCGAACAGCCUUCAGCAAAUAUUGAUUCUAGGCAAGAAAAUAAUAUUGUGACUACAGAAGUUGAGGUCAAGAAAGAAUAUAAACCAUUUAUGCCGAAGAAGAAAAGACUCAAUUUAUAGCUAUGGACUAGUUUUUCGAUUCGUCACCGUGAAUAAUUUCUGGAAUAUAAACUUUGAUGUGAAUUUAAAAUUUUAGCUUUUUAAAUUCUAUGGGGUUUAUUUAACAGGUAAUAUUUCAAACAUCCUAGCUGUAUGAUGGACACUAGUCAUCCACCCAUUUCGAAGAUUUCUAACAAUUAUCGAUAUAUGAGAAAUAAAAGAAACUUCUAUUUUGAUUGGUCUUGUAUUAUGAAUUUAUGAUAUUAUGUCAAUCAGAUUUUUCUCACACGUAUGGAAUUGAAUAUAAUUGAAGUCAUGUGAUAUAAUAUGAAGAAGAGAAUAAAAAUAAUCCAUU